UAUAAAUAUAAAUAUGCAAUCAAAGGCAAAAUAUGAUGAAUUCGAAAUUCUAUAAUGUUUUGGAUGCCCAGAGGUACAAAAAUCAUAAAUAAGAAUAGUAUAAAGUUAAAAUUGGAAAAAAUGAACAAGGCCAACACGUUUUACUCAAUUUUUUUGAUAUUUCUUUUAGAGAUUAACUUUAAGAGUUAUAAAAUAUUAGAAAUUUGGAGCAUCCAUCUAUUCUUAAAAUUCUACAAAUAAGAAACUAAGGAAAUUAUACAGUAUUAUUUUAAAAAGAUAAAAGAAAAAAAAUAAAAGAACAUUAAUUAGAUCAUGUGUUAUAUAUGAAUAUCCAAAAGGAGGAGAAUUAUAUGAAUACUUAUUUUAGACUGGAAACUUUAAUGAAACUUAAGCUCGAUGUUAUUUUAAAUAAAUUGUUGAGGGUAUUCUUAAUUUAUUAUUUAAAGGGUUAAUAUAAGUUCAUAAGUUCGGAUUAUUU
Messenger RNA from Paramecium sonneborni, 478 nucleotides. NCBI's taxonomy places the organism in Eukaryota, Ciliophora, Oligohymenophorea, Peniculida, Parameciidae. The record is from the annotation of a GenBank genome assembly.